CCACGCACAGCGCCAACUGACAACUGUAACCACCUUUUAAACCUCUCUCCGCCGUCCCUCACCUCAGCAUACGCGCAUUCGUUCAUUCGUUCCUUCCUCUGAGUUUUGAACCUUCGCUUCUCUCUCUCUGCACGCCUCUUCUGCCACGAGAGAGAGAGAGAGAGACGCUGCAGAGAGAAAUAGAAUCAAUCAAUUUAGGCCUUAACAGUUAUAGUUUUAGAUAUGGCGUAUCCCAAAAAUUCAUUCGGAUUCGGAGUUGUGGCCAUGCUUGCCACUCUCAUAUUUGCUCUUUCCGUGCCCGCUGCUGUUCAUGCUCAAACUCCAGCCCCUGCACCUGCCCCUACCAGCGACGGGUCGUCUGUUGAUCAAGGCAUAGCGUAUGUGCUGAUGUUGUUGGCGCUGGUACUCACGUACCUCGUCCACUCUGCAGACAUUUCCUCCAGCUUCUGAAUUUCAAGCAAAAUGGCAUAUGCGUGCUAGCCAGAGGGUAUUAUGUUUGUUGUUAUGAUUAAGAUGUUGGUGUAAUAUUGGUAUGAAACUGAUGUAUGAUUUAUAGGUGGUGUUAUGUUUGUUCGUGCCAUAUAUCGGCUAGUGGUUGUGUAGUUGUGGUUGGUACCAAUGUCACAUUCAUUUAAGUGACAAACUUAAAUAUUCUUGUCAAUAUUUUUUCUCUUAGCAAUAUAAUGAUUAUCUUGUUUUCGGCUUUA
Messenger RNA from Gastrolobium bilobum, 707 nucleotides. Its product is annotated as arabinogalactan protein 41-like. Bases 223 to 450 code for a protein of 75 amino acids. The record is from RefSeq and is a predicted model, not a curated record. The transcript is spliced from 2 exons. NCBI's taxonomy places the organism in Eukaryota, Viridiplantae, Streptophyta, Magnoliopsida, Fabales, Fabaceae.